Molecule: messenger RNA, 1112 nt
Organism: Halteromyces radiatus
Lineage: Eukaryota; Fungi; Mucoromycota; Mucoromycetes; Mucorales; Cunninghamellaceae
Product: maintenance of mitochondrial structure and function-domain-containing protein
Exons: 4
Coding region: 65-973 (302 amino acids)
Biological process (GO): translational initiation
Cellular component (GO): eukaryotic translation initiation factor 3 complex, eIF3m
Molecular function (GO): translation initiation factor activity; metallopeptidase activity; translation initiation factor binding
Source: RefSeq, a predicted model, not a curated record
UUUAUUUUUUUCUUUCCUUUCCUUUCUUCCUCUUUUUCCUUGUAUUUCAUUACAUAUAGAUAUCAUGGCAACAAAAUCGGACGCUUUGUAUGUUUCUAUUGGAAGCAUGGGUACAGCACCUCAUCAACGACCAUUCAGCUGUAAUGUCAGUCCUGUUGUUUUAUUUUCAGUUCUUGAUCAUUACUUACGUCGAAACGCCAAUCAACAAAAAGUAGUCGGUGCCUUAUUGGGUGUACGUAGUGACGAUGGUACAGAAGUUGAAAUCCGUAAUGCCUUUAGUUUGAUUUAUGCUCUCGACAAGACCAACAACGAUAUCAUUCUCGAUGAAGAUCACUACAAAACCAUGCUUGAACUCCACCGUAAAGUUAACCCAGAAGAACUCAUCUUGGGUUGGUACACUGCUGGUGAAAAAGUUACUCCUGUUGCUUCUGCUCUUCAAACUUCCUUUGCUCAAGACUGUGCUCCUUUCAAUCCUAUUCACAUUACCAUUGAUCCCGAAGCUUUAUUCAAUACUUCUGGUUUGGGUUUGAAUGCCUAUACUACUGCCCCUGUUGGCUUUUCUAAUGAUGGUGACUGUAUGUUUUUACCUGUGCCCUGUGAUAUCAAAUACUUGGAUGCCGAACGAAGUGGAUUGGAAAUGCUUGCCUCUGCAAAAACUUCAGAAUCUCGCACCGCUUCAUUGUUAUCGGAUAUGGAUCAUCUUGAAGUAGCUAUUGUACAAUUGCAAGAUCUUUUGGAUAAAAUCAGCAAAUACGUUGACAAUGUGGUGGCUGGUAAAACUCAACCCAACAACUCCAUUGGUCGAUAUAUCAUGGAUACUGUGUCGGUUGUUCCCAAGAUUGAUGGUGCCGCCUUUGAAAAGAUGUUCAACUCUCACUUGCAAGAUUUACUGAUGGUUGUUUAUCUUGCCAAUAUGACCCGUACCCAACUCUCUGUAGCGGAAAAACUUCAUCUCUUGGUUAACAACAACUAGAUUAUACAUCCGUCUCUCAAUUCUCUCUUCCCACACAUAUUUUUUUUUUUUACACUUCUCAUUCUUUGUCAUUUUAUCAUACACUUUCGUUUGUGAACCUUUUGUUUUAGUAUAAUAAAAAAGGCAUGUUUUAUUUUUU